AGCUCAAGUUCACUUCUGUAAAGAACCCAACCAGAGACAGUAAAGCCACCGCACACCUCCCGAAAUGGCAUUCAAGUUUGUUUUCGCCCUUGCCUUCGUGGCCGUUGCCAGCGCCGGAUACGCCGUUCCCCAGGUCUACCACGCCGGUCCAGCGGUGGCCACCUAUGCCCAUGCCGCUCCCGUGGCUGUGGCCCAGAAGGUGGUGGUGAAGGCUGCCGAGGAAUACGAUCCCCAUCCCCAGUACCGUUUCUCCUACGGAGUCGAUGACAAGCUGACCGGCGACAACAAGGGACAGGUGGAGGAGCGCGACGGAGAUGUCGUCCGCGGAGAGUACUCCCUGAUCGAUGCCGACGGCUACAAGCGCACUGUGUCCUACACUGCCGAUCCCAUCAAUGGAUUCAAUGCCGUCGUCAAUCGUGAGCCCCUCGUCAAGGCCGUCGCUGUUGCUCCCGUUGUGAAGACCAUUGCCGCUCCCGUGGCCCACUAUGCUGCCCCCACCCACUACGCCGCUCCCGCUGUCGUGAAGACUGUGGCUCCCGCCUACCAGUCCUAUGCUGCUCCCGCUAUCGUCAAGACUGUGUCUCCCGUGGCUCACUACGCUGCUCCUGCUCAGUACACAUCGUAUGCUGCCCCCGCUCCCGUGGCCCACUAUGCCGCUCCCGCUGCCCAGUAUACCUCUUAUGCUGCCCCCGCUCCCGUUGCCCACUACGCUCAUGCCGCCCCAGCUGUGACAUACUCUGCGCCCGCUGCCCACUACUCCACGUACGCUGCCCCCGCCGUUAGCUACCACCACUAGGACCAUCGUAGG
Molecule: messenger RNA, 808 nt
Organism: Drosophila obscura
Lineage: Eukaryota; Metazoa; Arthropoda; Insecta; Diptera; Drosophilidae
Product: larval cuticle protein A3A-like
Exons: 2
Coding region: 65-796 (243 amino acids)
Cellular component (GO): extracellular matrix
Source: RefSeq, a predicted model, not a curated record